UCAUUGUGCCAUAGAAUUCAUCCUCUCUUUUGCAAGUGCCUCGAUAGUCCCCCCCUGCGCGCGCGCGUCAGGGAGCAGGAGGGCAAAAGCAAAACGCGGCGACGGGAAGAGGGCUCGUACGUGCGAUAGACCAUCUUCGCACGUGCGAACUCCUCUGCAUCUUCUCCUUCCUCUUUCCCUCCCUGGCUCCUCCACUCUGCAUGUGACGGCUUCGGAGACGGUGAUCGCCGGCCGGCCUCUCGUCGAUGGCCGGUCGAACGGCCGAGGAGGGAGCCGGGCCGCCCCGCAGUCCCCUGGAGAAGCUUCCGGUGGUCGUGAAGGAGCUCGUGGCCGGUGGAGUCGCGGGAGGGAUCGCGAAGACGGCCGUCGCUCCGCUCGAGCGCGUCAAGAUCCUCUUCCAGACUAGCAGAGAUGACUUCCGUGGUUUAGGCUUACGGGCAUCAUUUAAAAAGAUUUUGAAGACAGACGGGAUUCUUGGUUUUUAUAGAGGAAAUGGCGCUAGCGUUGCAAGGAUCGUGCCAUAUGCUGCCUUGCAUUAUAUGGCAUAUGAACAAUAUCGGCGCUGGAUUAUUGAAGGUUUUCCUGAUGUUAAAAGAGGUCCAUCUCUUGACCUGGUGGCAGGAUCGUUUGCUGGUGGAACUGCUGUUCUGUUUACAUAUCCUCUUGACCUUGUUCGAACAAAAUUGGCAUAUCAGGUGACUCCUAUGAGCAUCAGUUCGUUAAAACCUGUGACUGCUUAUUGUUCUGAUCAAUUUUAUAGAGGAAUCGCUCACACCAUUGUCAGCAUCUAUAGAGAAAGUGGCCUGAGAGGUCUCUAUCGUGGAGCAGCCCCAUCACUCUACGGAAUAUUCCCAUAUGCUGGCCUAAAAUUCUAUUUCUAUGAGGAGACGAAGAGGCGUGUUCCCAAGGAGCACCGAAAAGACAUACAUGUUAAUCUCAUCUGUGGAUCUUUUGCUGGACUACUGGGCCAAACACUAACAUACCCACUUGAUGUUGUCAGGAGGCAAAUGCAGGUACAAAGGCUAGCAGUUUUAUCUGACAGCAGAAAGGAGAUUUCAGGGACCGUAGAAACCUUAGUGACAAUUGUCCAACAGCAAGGUUGGAGGCAAUUAUUUUCAGGGCUGAGCAUCAACUAUUUGAAGGUGGUUCCUUCAGUUGCCAUUGGGUUUACAGUUUAUGACGCUAUGAAAUCAUGGUUAAGAGUUCCACCUAGAGAUGAUGUGGUUGUUGAAGUAGCAUCACAAAGAAGAAAAGCUCACACCUCAUCUUUGCCGUCCUGACUAUGAUGUUGCACUGGAAAUGACCGGUUUUUUCGGAUGGAAUCUGCAAAAAUUAUAUAUUUUUAAGCUGAUUACAAAUUCCAUUCUUUUUGUAUAUUCCAAUUCAUAUGGUGUAUAUUUUAUUGGUUGAGAGAAUAAGUGAAAUAAAUCAAAGCUUGUAAGUUUUCCCA
Nymphaea colorata (pocket water lily) is the source of this 1450-nucleotide messenger RNA. Its product is annotated as mitochondrial carrier protein CoAc2. The coding region runs from base 246 to 1280 and encodes 344 amino acids. NCBI's taxonomy places the organism in Eukaryota, Viridiplantae, Streptophyta, Magnoliopsida, Nymphaeales, Nymphaeaceae. The transcript is spliced from 7 exons. The record is from RefSeq and is a predicted model, not a curated record. Gene Ontology annotation, cellular component: mitochondrial inner membrane. Gene Ontology annotation, biological process: transmembrane transport.